AUGGCCCCCGUUAAGAAGAGCAAGAAGGAUGCCAACAGCAUCAACUCCAAGUUGGCGCUGGUGAUGAAGUCCGGAAAGGUCACUCUUGGCUACAAGUCCACCCUCAAGAGCCUCCGAUCCGGCAAGGCCAAGCUGAUCAUCAUCGCUGGCAACACUCCUCCUCUCCGCAAGAGUGAGCUCGAGUACUACAGCAUGCUGUCCAAGGCUCCCAUCCACCACUUCUCCGGCAACAACAUUGAGCUCGGUACCGCUUGCGGUAAGCUCUUCCGAUGCUCCACCAUGGCCAUCCUCGACGCUGGUGACUCCGACAUCCUUAGCGACCAGCAGGCUUAA
Ilyonectria robusta is the source of this 333-nucleotide messenger RNA. Its product is annotated as 50S ribosomal protein L30e-like protein. Gene Ontology annotation, cellular component: cytosolic large ribosomal subunit. Gene Ontology annotation, molecular function: RNA binding; structural constituent of ribosome. NCBI's taxonomy places the organism in Eukaryota, Fungi, Ascomycota, Sordariomycetes, Hypocreales, Nectriaceae. The record is from RefSeq and is a predicted model, not a curated record. The transcript has 3 exons. Bases 1 to 333 code for a protein of 110 amino acids.